CUACCCUACAAUGACAGUUAUAUAUCUCAAAAAAUGAAUGGAAGAAAAAAAAACUGUCACGAAAUAUAAAAUUUCGCGUUUUUGGCGGAAAAAGACGGAAUUUUUCGGAAAACACUUUUCGUGACAGUUAUUAACUGUCAUAGAAUGUUAGGGUUAAAUUUUUUUUCUUUUUUCCUUUUCUUUUCUUUUUCCUUUUUCUUUCUUUUCCCUAUUUCCUUCUUCCUCCCCGUGCGUCCUUCCCCUUCUCCCCAACCGCAACCGCCGCGCCUCUUCUCCUUCCUCUCGUACGCCGCGACAACUCCACCGUCUCCUUCUCCUUUCCUUCUCUUUUCUCUUUUCCUUCCGCCGUUCCCUUCCGUCUUUCUUUCCGUCGCAGCCCAGCCGCCCCAUCCUUCCCCUUCUCUCUGUUCGCGAAGCAAAACCGCCACCGCUCCGCUGGAAAUCAAGGCCAAAGGAGAUGUCAUGGCUAUGAGCUGAAGCUUUGAGAAAAAAAGAAUGAAAAAUGAAAUUAUUUCUGAAGGUGAUAUUCUCAAAUGGCAAAGAAGAGGAAGCAUAGUGAGUCUUUGCCGACGGUAUCAGUUAAGAAGGACGAUGAUGCUCCGGAGAGACCUAAGCGGACACUCAUGGGCUGGAAAGACAAAAAAGUGACAAAAGAGAGUGAAGUUGGUUCUGAUCAUGCUGUUUUUCGAAAUAAAGAAAAGGUUCUCAUCACGUGUUCCCGUCGAAUCAAUUUUAGGUAUUGGCAUUUGAUGUUGAAUAUGGUAUCACUUUUGCCACAUUGUAAGAAGGAUAACAAGGUGGAGUUGAGGUCCAACAAGGGUGCAACACUGAAUGAGCUGGUUGAGCUCAAAGGUUGUUCUUCCAGCCUAUUUUUUGAGUGCAGAAAACAUAAAGAUCUUUAUCUAUGUAUGGCAAAGUGCCCUAGUGGGCCAUCUGUGAAGUUUUUAGUUAAUGCCAUUUGUUUUCUCUAUUGUUGAUGACCAUAUCUGGUUCUGGAAUUACCAGGUAUGCUUUAUUUAUUUCCUACUUGCUACAGAAUUUAAUACUAACCAUGAUCAUGCUUUAUUUAUAACCAUCACUCCGUUAGCAACACCACUUGAGGAACAAUGCGUGUUUUUAGUGAAGUACGUUAAGGUAUAUAUAGAUAAAUGUCAGAAGUGUCGUUCUUAAGAUAUGAGGCAUACAAUCGUCAUUAGGAAAGGAAUUUGGCAUGGCAAAAAAUUAAUUGAUUUGAAGAGUUUGAGAUUAAGCAGAUUUUGGGGAAUAGUUUUUAGGAGUCCUAGUUGGGGAUCUUGCUAUUUUUCUUUCUUAUGUCAAUGAUUUCAUUGUUUUUCUAGUUCACUGUAUACAUUUCCAUAUAAUUGAUUGUUAUCCUUUAAACUUACAUGUUCAAUUUUCCAUCAACUGUUGGUAUGAGAACCCACUUUAUGUAUCGCCAAACCAGGUUAGAUUGAUUGUCCAACUUUUUGAUCAUUUGGGAUUACACUUCUUCACACUAUUAUUUAAUGAUCGUUUGCCUAAUGUAGUCCUCACGUGCUUCUUUUCAUUUCAUGGAAUCAAGUGUUGAAGUUCUUGUUUGUGUUCUGUAUUUUGUUGAGACAUUGAUUUAGUUACUCAUUGACUGUACGUAUGUGUUAUGGAUACUUAUAUUCAUGUUGUCUUUGUAGGUUCAACUGGAGUCGACAACUUCAUGAGUUUUCUUUCAAAGAACAUUUCCAGAGACGAACAUUCUCGGUUGGUCGUUUAUGCUUCUGCAGAAAAUCUUGUUAGAUGUAUUCUAAUGCUAUUUAAAAUAUUUUUUGAUUAAGGGCUAGUAUUUCGUACAUGUGGAUUAUUGAAACUUGUAUUAAGAUGUACAAAUAUUAUAAAUCGUAUUAUAGUGUAUAUAUAUUAAAGUGUUGGCUAUUUUUUUGUA
Molecule: messenger RNA, 1915 nt
Organism: Cucumis sativus (cucumber)
Lineage: Eukaryota; Viridiplantae; Streptophyta; Magnoliopsida; Cucurbitales; Cucurbitaceae
Product: ribosome biogenesis protein BRX1 homolog 1-like
Exons: 5
Coding region: 534-977 (147 amino acids)
Biological process (GO): ribosomal large subunit assembly; rRNA processing
Cellular component (GO): nucleolus
Molecular function (GO): rRNA binding
Source: RefSeq, a predicted model, not a curated record